AACUGGUGGAACACCCAUUCAUUUCGAAUUUUGAUAGAAGAUAGCAGUAAUCGCCCUUUGAUUUCUUUUCCAUCAGUUUCCUAAACAUGGACCAGGAGUACGAUUACGUUAUCCUUGGCACAGGACUGAAGGAAUGUAUUUUGAGUGGUCUGUUGUCCGUAAAUGGGAAAAAAGUUCUUCAUAUGGAUCGCAACUCUUACUACGGAGGAGAAAGCACAUCCAUGCAUCCCCUCGAUGAGUUGUUCAAGAGAUUCGGGGAAUCCGAAGGCCCGGACGACAGCUUUGGCAAUAGCCGUGACUGGAAUGUUGACUUGAUUCCCAAGUUUUUGAUGGCAGAUGGCGGCCUUGUCAAGUUGCUGGUUCAUUCGCAAGUGACGCGUUACUUGGAGUUCAAGCAGAUUGAAGGAAGCUAUGUUUUCCGUGGUGGAAGCGUCUACAAGGUUCCUGCCGAUGACAAGGAAGCUCUCUCCUCUAGUCUGAUGGGAAUCUUCGAGAAACGACGGUUUCGAUCCUUCCUUCUCUUUGUUCUGAAGUACAACGUCGAAGACCCAACCACUUGGAACGGCAUCGACCCGAAGACUUCCACCAUGAAAGAUGUAUAUUCCAAGUUUGGUCUCGAUCAGAACACUCAGGACUUCACAGGCCAUGCCAUCGCUUUGUAUCUCGAUGAUGACUACAAAACAAAGCCGUGUGGGGAGCCUCUUCAGCGCAUAAAACUGUACUAUGAUUCUUUGUCUCGCUACGGUAACAGCCCCUAUUUGUAUCCUCUUUACGGACUUGGCGAAUUACCACAGGGGUUUGCCAGAUUGUCGGCUGUGUAUGGGGGAACAUACAUGUUGAAUAAGCCAGUGGAAGAAAUUGUCAUGGAGAACGGCGUUGUCUGGGGAGUGAAGUCAGAAGGAGAGGUUGCGAAAACGAAAGCUGUUAUCGCCGAUCCUUCGUACUUUCCCGAGAGAGCUGUGGAAGUGGGAAAGGUUGUUCGAUGCAUUUGUAUUCUGUCUCACCCAAUUCCUAAUACAAACGAUGCAAAAUCCUGCCAGUUGAUCAUUCCCCAGAAUCAAGUCGGCCGAAAAUCAGAUAUCUAUGUGUGCUGUAUGUCUCAGACUAAUUCAGUCACCCCGAGAGGUAAAUACUUGGCCAUUGUUAGCACCCAAAUUGAGACAGAGGAUCCUCCAUCAGAAUUACAGCCAGGCUUGAAUCUUCUUGGCAAGAUUGACAAGAAGUUCAUAUGGAUCAGUGACAUGUUUACACCUAAAGAUGAUGGUAAAGAAAGUCAGAUUUUCAUUUCAAAGUCUUACGAUGCAACAACCCAUUUUGAAACUGUCUGUGACGAUAUCAUGGAUAUGUAUGAGAGGAUCACAGGAGAGAAGUUUGACCCUAGCUUAAUAUCUUUAGAGGGUGUUAAAGUUGAAAAUUAAUUUCUUACAAUAAUUUCAUUAUUGUAUUGCAACAACUUUUGAGAUGCCAUUCCCAACCAAGUGAUAAUUAUUUCAUAUUUUUUCAAAUGGAUAUUGACAGUGAGGCUAAUUUUAAGUGACUGCAAUUAAAUUCAAGUAAAGAAGGGUCUCAAAGGGUGAUGGCUUUUAUGGCUAACAGUUAAGAAUAUUUGGCAAUCUUAUGGAUAACAGUAAAUUUCUUUCUAUUGAGAAUAAAAGAACAAUUUUGAGGGUUAACUUUUUUAAUAUUAAUGGUUAAAAUUUGUCAAUAUUUAGGCCUAACUGCUAAACUUUUUUUCGCCAUUUUACAGCUUACAGUUAACCCCACUGAGACCCUUGCAAAGGAUAGCAGUGAAAGCCUCUCACUCCCAAAAUCUCAUUUACAAUUCUCCUCACUGUCUGCCAUACAGUUCUUAUGAUGUUUCAUAUGAGAAUUUGAUA
This is a messenger RNA of Stylophora pistillata, 1877 nucleotides long. Its product is annotated as rab GDP dissociation inhibitor alpha. Gene Ontology annotation, cellular component: cytoplasm. The record is from RefSeq and is a predicted model, not a curated record. NCBI's taxonomy places the organism in Eukaryota, Metazoa, Cnidaria, Anthozoa, Scleractinia, Pocilloporidae. Gene Ontology annotation, biological process: protein transport; vesicle-mediated transport; small GTPase-mediated signal transduction. Gene Ontology annotation, molecular function: Rab GDP-dissociation inhibitor activity.